Messenger RNA from Dentiscutata erythropus, 139 nucleotides. Lineage: Eukaryota; Fungi; Glomeromycota; Glomeromycetes; Diversisporales; Gigasporaceae. The record is from the annotation of a GenBank genome assembly.
GAAGCCCAAAAAUGACAAAAUCACACCAGUGAAAACUUCCAGAAAUGACAAUACCAAAAGCAAUGAAAAACAACAAUUUGAAAGCUCUAAAAGCAAUGAAAACACCAAAAAUGACAAUAUUGAAGAAAAAAAAUUUUGA